GGCGUUCCUAAUGUUGUGGCCAUCAGGUUAUCGACGAGAUGACGCUCAUCGAUGACGCAAAUCCAAUCACAGCGGGGGGCGUCACCUGCCGCCCGGCGCGUGUCUGCAGUGAGACGCGGGUCGCCGCCGGACGGAAACACGGGAGUAUUGACGGGGCGGUGGUCGCUGCCUGCUCGGUGAUGAUGCCGCGUGUGUGCGGCGGAGGCUGCCUGGUCUCGGCGUGCCUUCUCUCCGCGUGCGACGCCCUACGGAGCUGCGGGGAGGUGCAGUGCGGCUCCGGCCAGCAGUGCUGCCCGCCGCUGGUGACGGGGAACGGCAGCAGCAGCGUGGCCGCGGUCCGCUGCUGCAAACUCCCCAUCCACGUCUUCUUCGACAACGUGGGCUGGUUCACCAGGAAGUUGUCCGGCAUCCUCAUCCUGCUGCUGCUCUUCGCCAUGGGCUACUUCAUCCAGCGCGUCGUCUGCCCGCGGCCGCGCCGGCACCGGCAGCAGCAUCAGGACCGCGGCGAGGACCCGGACUCCCUCUUCGGCGGGCGGACCUCCGCGUCGCAGGACUCCCUGCUGGAGCGGCGCUACCCGGAGUGCACCCCGGUGGACGUGGACGUGGACGGGGCCUCGCCCAGCCUGCCCGCCUACGACGAGGUGAAGUACCUGCCCACGUACGAGGAGAGCAUGCGGGAGAUGCACCGGGACCGCUCCGAUGACAACUUGCUGGCCGAACACGAGGGGGGCAGCGCGGGCAGGGGGAGCGCUGAGCCGCCGGUGGUCGGAGAGCAAAGACUGGAUGUCGUAGAAAGGACGUCCAGGAACUGAUGUUUAGCUCACAGUGACAAUUAUCCUUUUUUUUGGGUCAUUUCAACAAUCAGGGUGAUUCUCUUCAUGCUCUCAAGUGCAAUUUGAUGAGUGAAUGUUGACAGGGGCUGACCACGUGACAAUCCAAAUAAUAGCAUGUUUGUGUUGGGGUCAGCAUGACAUCACAUUUUAUUAUGUUUUUUUAAUAUUAUGGGCACGGUUGAGAGAGUGGCCGUGCCAGCAACCUGAGGGUUCCUGGUUCGAUCCCCACCUUCUACCAACCUCGUCACGUCCGUCGUGUCCUUGAGCGAGACACUUCACCCUUGCUCCUGAUCGUGGUUAGGGCCUUGCAUGGCAGCUCCCGCCAUCAGUGUGUGAAUGUGUGAAUGUGGAAAUAGUGCUUUGAGUACCUUGAAGCUAUACAAGUAUAACCCAUUUACCAUUUAUUUACCAUUUUUCAACAGCCUCAACAAGUAGGACCAGAAAGUACUUCACAAUUUUACAAACAAGUCGUUUUCGGGUGUAAUGGACUCUUUCCCGCCUCCUAGUGCAUAUCUGAGGGCUGUUCAUCCGCGCAGGACCAAAUGUACUCAAUA
Molecule: messenger RNA, 1387 nt
Organism: Nerophis lumbriciformis (worm pipefish)
Lineage: Eukaryota; Metazoa; Chordata; Actinopteri; Syngnathiformes; Syngnathidae
Source: RefSeq, a predicted model, not a curated record